Messenger RNA from Cutaneotrichosporon oleaginosum, 2074 nucleotides. RefSeq lists its product as uncharacterized. The record is from RefSeq and is a predicted model, not a curated record. NCBI's taxonomy places the organism in Eukaryota, Fungi, Basidiomycota, Tremellomycetes, Trichosporonales, Trichosporonaceae.
CGUCGUUGUCUCGGUUCCUCGGCCAUUCCGCAGAUUGUCUGACUCGCUAUAUCUUUAUGGCGAGGUGACACGACUCGACUCAACUCAGCAACUCGACUGAACACUAUAUAUUCUCCCGCGCGGCCGGAGCAUGCUCACGGAACGACUCGACCAGUCCCAGUCUACGAUCUAUAUCUCUCUUACCAUGCCCAGCUCAGAGACCGUCCAGACAUUCCAGCUGUUUGCUUACGGCACUCUGAUGGUGCCCGCCAUCCUGCUCCGCGUGCUGGGGCGGAAGGGCGAGGACCUCAAGUUUCAGGACGCGAUCCUCCAUGGCUACACCCGCCACCACGUCAAGGACGCCGACUAUCCAGGCCUUAUCGGCAGCGAGAAGCUCGCGGAGCUCGGAGCUGACGCGGGCGACAAUGCGACGCGCGGCACACUCGUGUCGGGGCUCACUCCGAACGACAUGCGCCUCCUUGACGUGUUUGAGGGCGACGAGUACGAGCGCGUUACAGCCUCCGUGGCUGUCUUGUCUGAGGCGAAGGCUCUCUCCGACUUACCCGCAGAGCUAGUGAACGCGAGCCACCGCACGGCAAGCAAGGAGAUCCGCAACGUUACUGCACUCACGUACGCGUGGGCUGCGCCAGUGUCGCGUCUCGAGAAGGCUCAGUGGAGCUUUGACGAGUUCCUCCGCGACAAGGCCGCAGUUUGGGCUGGCACGGAAAGCGAAUUCGCCGAGGUAGAGGCGGCGCAGGAUGAGAUCGUUGGCGCCAAGGUCGACGGCUUCCCGGACUUUGGCCACAACAUGAAACAGUACUGGCCUUUUGCGAAAAGCUAUGUUAACAUGAACCAUGGCUCAUACGGCUCGCCUCCCCUUUGCGUCAUUGAGGCAAAAGAGAAACUAUCGCGGCAGAUGGACGCCCGCAUCGACACUUGGAUGCGUCGCCGUGUUGAACCGCUCUUUGACGCGAUCCGCGAAGAGGUCGCCCCGUUGCUCGGCACGGUGGGGGACAACGUUGUGCUUGUGCAAAACACGACGCAUGGUGUGAACACGAUCGCGUACAACCUCAAGUAUGAGCCGGGCGACAUCAUCGUCGUUUACGCUUCGACAUACAACGCUGUCUCACAGAUGAUGAAGCACGUGUGUGACACGCACGAGGGUGUGCGCAUCGAAGUCGUCAAUACGACGUUCCCGUGCGCCCACUCCGACAUCGUCGAGGCUACCGAAGCAGUGCUCAAGAAAUACAAUAAGCCAGUUAGCGCGCCGGGCGAUGGACCUGUGGUGCCCCAAGGAGUGGAGAAGGACGAGCGCGUGCGGGUCGUAGUCGUCGACAGCAUUGCGAGCCUUCCCGGCGUUGUGUACCCAUGGGAAGACGUGACUCGCCUCUGCCACAAGUAUGGCGCGCUGUCGCUCGUCGAUGGGGCUCACUCCAUCGGCCAGCACACCGUGGACGUUACGAAGGCUGAUCCCGACUUCUUCGUUUCCAACCUACACAAGUGGCUCUUCACCCACCGCGCCAGCGCCAUCAUGUAUGUGGCGCCGCGUAACCAGGCCCUCAUCCGCACCACGUUCCCUACGGGUCACUACUACGAGUCGGACAAGUACCCGACGACGGGCUAUUCCCAUCCGUGGGCCUUUGCGAAGCAGUUCGGCUGGUCCGGCACUGGCGACUUCACGCCAUACCUCACUGUGCCUGUGGCGCUUAAGUUCCGCCGCGAGAUCGGCGGCGAGGAGCGUAUCAUGGCGUACAACCACUCGAUGGCUGUCGCCGGAGGCAAGCGUCUUGCGAAGCGCUGGUCGACCUCGAUUAUCGAGAACGAGCGCGGCGAGCUCACCGCCUGCAUGGCAAACGUUGAGCUACCGAUUGCAGUGCCCAAGGAUAUUUCCGAGCAAAUCGAGCUGCAGAGAUACAUGGAGGACACCAUGCUGGAGGCGGACACCUUUGCCUCGACGUUUGUGCACAACGGCAAGUGGUUUGGCCGUUUCUCAGCGCAGGUGUGGACUGAGCUGUCCGACUUUGACUAUGUCGGCGAUGUGUAUGACAAGAUUGCCGAGGGAGUGCGCCGCGGUGAGCACCUCCAAGAGCGGUCG